AUGAAUCGUUUUGGUGAUAUCGAUGUUUCAUUCAAAAGGCUUCCGCCUGUUUAUGGUUAUCGCAGUGAAAAACCUGUUCCAAUUGAAAAAGCACUAGAGCCUAUCGAGCCUCAAAUUGAUGAACUACCUUAUUACAUAAAGAUCGCUAAACGCAACUGUCAUUUUCCAUCAGAACAUGGACUAACACGUGAUCAAUCAGCUGCUGUGUAUAUCUAUACAAUGGAAUGGGGUGAUACUACUUUAUAUCGCGUAUUAAAUAACGCACUACGAUCUGAAAAUCGACAAGCAUUAAAGAUAUGGUUUCCAUAUUUAAAAUUAUUUGAUACAGCAUUAGAUAAGUUACCUACUGUCAAAGAAGCAGUAUGGAGAGGCGUAUCUCUUGAUAUCGACAAGAACUUCACCAAAAACCAAAUUGUGACAUGGUGGAGUGUUAAUUCGUGUUCGUCAUCAGUCAACGUUAUUAAAAACUUUCUUGGCAAGAACAAAAAUUCAACGCUUUUUCUGAUCGAAGCUGUUAAUGGAAAAAAGAUUUCUGGAUAUACAGAGUACGAAACAGAAGAUGAAAUUAUUUUACGCAUGGGUUCACAAUUUCGCGUGAAGAGCGAUCCUUUAGAUCAAUCGAAUGGCUCACAUCUUGUACAUUUAAUUGAAAUUGAUGACAACGAUGAUCAACCAUUAGCAUCAGCUAUGAACGAUAUGCACUUGGCAGCACCAAAACCAUUAGCUAAAACUACAUUGGGUAAGUUAUUUUUAAUACUUUUUCUCAAGAAAAUAACAAUUUGUAUGAUGCAUAUAUGUAAAAUAAUCAAAAAAAGUCUGAAUAUUGACUAG
Rotaria sp. Silwood2 is the source of this 831-nucleotide messenger RNA. The record is from the annotation of a GenBank genome assembly. NCBI's taxonomy places the organism in Eukaryota, Metazoa, Rotifera, Eurotatoria, Philodinida, Philodinidae.